UAUCCAAGUUUCAUUUUUUCCUUGUCAAAAUUGUAUUUAAUGAAUUUAACUAAUUUCUUUUAAUAAGUAGGCCUUAUUGAAAAACAACUAUUUAUAAACGAAGACCAAAAGUUUUGGAGGAAAAAUAACCGGUAUACCUAGAUGUGACCGGAAUGACUUGACACGUUUUCAUAGAGAGGUUAUUUUCGAGAUUAUCGAGCCGAAUGUAGACUUUGGACACUGUGCAUCAUUGAAAGGUUGACAGAAUUUAACGAAGAGCACAUGAUGACCAAUAUGUUCCGUUUAAUCGUUUCACCAAUGGUACUAUACAGUAGUUUAUUUUGAAAUGUGAAUUUAAGUUCGAUCUAAUUUAUGACCCCAGGCUCGUCAAAUUGGGAAGAAUUCUAUAAGCUCCUUGUCUGCUGUCACUAUGACGUCCACCCAGCCUCAGAAACUCAAGGGUCGCAUGUUCUCUGUGCAAGCUGCGCUGCCAAAGUUCCCAGUUGCCCCUCUGGAGCAAACGCUGGACAAGUACCUGCAGACACUUCGACCACUUGUGUCUGAUCAGGAGUUUGAACAAGCAAAAAAGCUGUGUGAGGACUUCAAGAAUGGUGUAGGUCCCGAGUUACAAGCCAAGCUGAUAGAGAGAGCUGGGAAACACACAAACUGGCUUUCUGAUUGGUGGCGUAACAUUGCCUACCUAGAUGUCAGGGAACCCUGUGUAAUCAAUUCAAACCCAGGGGUCCUGUUUCCUAGGGGAAAUUUCAACGACCUUGAAGGUCAAUUAAACUAUGCCUCGAGACUGAUUGCUGGUUUACUGGAUUACAAGGUCAUGAUUGAUGAGCAGACCUUACCAGUGGAGCACCUAGGCAAGAGCCCGCUGUGCAUGAUGCAGUACUACCAGGUGCUCUCUGCGUGCAGGAUACCCAGAGUCAACAAGGAUGAGUGGGUGUGCUUCCCCCCGGACCGGCCCGACCCACCCAGACACAUCACUGUCGUGUACAACAACAAUUUCUUUGAGGUACCAGUCUACGGCAGUGACAACAAACCCUUAAACACGUCCCAGCUUAAGGGUCAGCUUGAACAUGUAGUGAAACAGGGAUCAAAACAGGGGCCACCUCUUGGUCUCUUUACUCUGGAGUACAGAAACAACUGGGCCAACGCUUACCAGAAUAUGUGCAAAGAUGAAACCAACCGCAGAUCCUUGGAGUCAAUACAGCGCAGUAUAGUGGUGCUCUGCCUGGACCAACCUAAUCCCUCCAGCACCGACCUGCGCACUAAAUCAGGCCAGCAAAUGUUACAUGGCGCAGGCUCACAUGGGCACUCAGGCAACCGGUGGUUUGAUAAAACUAUUCAGUUUGUGGUGGGUCAGGACGGAUCAUGUGGACUUAACUACGAGCACACAACGGCAGAGGGGCCCCCUAUAGUCCAACUCAUGGACCACUGUCUGGAUUACAUUAACAAGGGUUCUGAUUGGCCAGCAGCUGAUCAAGUGACCACUCCUAAGAUGCUUCAGUUUAAUCUGUCAUCAGAUGUGGAGAACAGCUUAAAUCUGGCUAAGGAGAAUGCAGAUAAACUAGUGAGCGAUUUGGAUCUUAAAGUUUUCACUUUUGAGGAUUUUGGAAAAGAUUUCCCCAAGUCACAGAAGGUGUCACCAGACAGCUUUAUACAGAACGCCAUUCAGCUGGCUUACUAUAGACAUCACAAACGACCAGUCGGAACUUACGAGUCAGGCUCAAUCCGAAUGUUCCAGCUUGGCCGUACGGAGACAAUACGCUCCUGCUCUUCAGAGUCUGUGGCCUUCACCAGGGCCAUGCUGGACCCUGCCGUGUCAGACGGGCGCAAGGCGGAGCUACUGCGGCGGGCCAUAGACAGCCACAAGCAAUAUACGAAUGAUGCCAUCUCUGGGAAAGGCAUAGACAGACAUUUCCUGGGCCUGGCUCUAACAGCACAAGAACACAACAUAGAGCUGCCAAAGUUAUUUAAGAACAGAAACUUCAUCUUCAGCAAAACUUGGAGGAUUUCUACUAGUCAGGUGCCUGCAAAAUCCGAGUCAGUUAUGUUCUUUGGGCCAGUGGUCCCGGAUGGAUACGGUUUUUGCUACAACCCCCAGGAAAAGUGCAUCCUAUUUGGUGUCUCUUCCUUCAAGAGCAAUGACAAAACUCUACCAGCGGCUGAAAUGUCAGAGCUUGUGGCGAACAGUUUGCGUGAUAUGAAGAAAGUGCUUUCCAGCUCUGUGAAGUCCAGUUUGUAACAGUUAUAUUUAUAGACAUAAAAAAUUAGUCAUUAAUAGUUAUUGUAUACUUUUAAAUAGGAAAAAAAGAAAAAUACGUUGAGAAGGCAAAUAUGUAGUUUAAAAUGAGCAGCUCUCUUCGAAAACUGGGCUGCAUGCAUUUGCCGAAACAAUUUUCCAGAUUAGCCUGUGCAAAAAUCAGUGAAAACUCAUACCGCUUCUGUUAAAAAAAAAAAUGGAAUCUGGUCUAAAUUAAUAUCCAGUCUAGAUUGAAUAUGUCGUCCCAUAAUACCUCAUAUUUUUUCGUAAUUGUUAUUUACAUGCAUUAAUAAAGGACUUUUUGAUGGUUACUAUUGUUCCUGUUCCAGUGAUAUCUCUUCACUAAAUACAUUCAUAUAUCAAUAAAUAUAUUUAUCAGAAA
Dreissena polymorpha is the source of this 2633-nucleotide messenger RNA. RefSeq names its product carnitine O-acetyltransferase-like. The coding region runs from base 410 to 2233 and encodes 607 amino acids. The transcript is spliced from 14 exons. Gene Ontology annotation, biological process: carnitine metabolic process, CoA-linked. The record is from RefSeq and is a predicted model, not a curated record. NCBI's taxonomy places the organism in Eukaryota, Metazoa, Mollusca, Bivalvia, Myida, Dreissenidae. Gene Ontology annotation, cellular component: peroxisome. Gene Ontology annotation, molecular function: carnitine O-acetyltransferase activity.